Laccaria bicolor S238N-H82 is the source of this 402-nucleotide messenger RNA. RefSeq lists its product as uncharacterized. NCBI's taxonomy places the organism in Eukaryota, Fungi, Basidiomycota, Agaricomycetes, Agaricales, Hydnangiaceae. The annotation marks the transcript as partial. Gene Ontology annotation, biological process: protein folding in endoplasmic reticulum. Gene Ontology annotation, cellular component: EMC complex. The transcript is spliced from 2 exons. The record is from RefSeq and is a predicted model, not a curated record.
GCGGAAUCCGCAAAAUCAUACGAUGAGCUCAGAAGGACACGAGCAUGGGACGUCGCACUCGCGCCGAUAAAGUCCCUGCCAAUGCAGGCGUUCAUGCUCUACAUGUCCGGCGGAGGCGUACAGAUCUUUAGCAUGGGCAUCGUCUUCAUGCUUCUUCUCACCCCAUUCAAAAAUAUCGCUGGUAUCAACGAAGCGUUUGCACAAUUCGCGCCGUCCAAGCAAAAUCCAAAGUCAUUAACGACGCUACCGCUUCAGAAGCUCGUUUAUAUUGCUUGCAAUUUGGUAACUUUGGCUGUUGGUUUGUGGAAGUGUCGAUCAAUGGGUCUGUUACCGAUGGGUACCGGAGACUGGUUAGCAUUUGAGACGAGAGGGCUGGUGCGUUCUCUUUAUACCGCCAAGUAA